Lithohypha guttulata is the source of this 1818-nucleotide messenger RNA. RefSeq lists its product as uncharacterized. The record is from RefSeq and is a predicted model, not a curated record. Lineage: Eukaryota; Fungi; Ascomycota; Eurotiomycetes; Chaetothyriales; Trichomeriaceae. Bases 1 to 1818 code for a protein of 605 amino acids. The transcript has 2 exons.
AUGACACCUUUUCUUCUUGACUGCGAACAUUCGCAGCACCACGAAGCGUGCAGCACCAGAAGCGACUCGUUUGGGAGGAGAAAGAAGAAACGCCGUCUGCUCCCAUCGCCGUCAACAAGCAGCUCUGCACAACAAGAGAUUCGACGACCAUCCAAAUCAGCCCUACAAACUUUCCAGAAGAGAUCGCAAUCUGCCCCGGACGCUUCUGCGGCAGUUUUAGAUUCCCCCCUCAGCAUCGAGCGAUCUACGCGUCAACUACAAGGACAAAAAAGGAAGAUAACUUGGGCCGACGCCGAGGAGGACCUGUGCAGACACCACAAAAAGAGGCAGUUAUCUCGGAUCACCCCGGAGGCGUCUAACGCAACUGGUCCGGCACCCACUGAAGACAACGAGCGUUACGACACGGAAGUUUGUCCAUCGACAGCAUCGCCGAUAGCACCACCGGUAGCGUCACCGGUAGCACAUUGGGUGCAUACUGCGCAGUGGCCUAAGGACUUUGCAAGCAUGAGUCAGGAACAGAGUAGCUCGUCGAAGAAACGGCCACCAAGUUCAAGCUAUACGCAAAGCUUCAAAGCUGGAGAAGUCCCCAAGGCGCACUCUGCUGCGCAUGAGAACACUCUGGCUGACCACGGUGUGCACAUGGACGAGUUACAAGGUCGAUCACGAGCGCAAGAAGAGAGCAAGUCAUUUUGCAGAAGUUUAUUACAAAGCACAUACCCAGAACCGCAGCACACGGCCUUUCCGUUGCCGGAGUUCUUGUCAGUGUGGCAGAGAGUGCAGAAGCGGAACGAAGCCAGGGUCUAUCGAGACCUCACGCCGCUGCUGGUGCCGUCGCCCGAGCUUCUUUGGGCCUCUGGUCACCAAGAGCUUGAGCACGUUGCAGAAGAGAUCAGCGUUGAGUGGACAAGGUGCAAAGCUCUAGGAGGACCCAGGCCGAAACCGGAUCUCGCGGUUGGCAUUGCGCCAUCGGCGUUCGAUGAGGAGGAAAAAGCCAAGUUGAAGAACCAUACAGCAUUUGAACGAGCAACCCUAUUCACGGAUAACAUUUACUUUCCAUUCCUACUUUGCGAGGCCAAAUGCGGUGACGAGGGGAUCAGCCGGGCAGAUCGCCAAAACAUCCAGAGCGCCAGCGUGGCUGUAAAUGCGAUCAUACAACUCUAUCGAGCUGUUGACGAGACCAAGGUGGCCGACUUGAGCGGACAGAUCUUGGUAUUCUCGGUUUCUCACGACAAUUUGCUUGUGAAACUAUAUGGUCACUUUGCCAUCAUCGACGGAGACAAGGUGGCCUUCUAUCGAUAUCCCGUUGCGUCCUUUGUGCUGAACUUUGAAGAGAGUCAAGGCAGGAAGAGGACGCACGACUUCGUACGAGAGGUAUAUCACACAUUCUACCCAGCGCAUAUGAAGAGGAUUCGUGAAGCAUUGGCGGCAAUUGAGGAUCCUCGGACCGUAUCGAUGACUUCGAGCAUGAGCAUUGAGGACGAUCAAUCUCAGGAGCAGGACCCGAGUGCUCAAUCUUCCCAAGAGACCACAGGGUUCAAAAAACCUGGCACGCCUGCCAGUAAGAAGCAGAAGGGUCAAAUGGCCCUCCUGCGAGAGCAAUUAGCAGAGCAACAAAGGCAGAACAAAGAAAGAGAGGCUAAUUUAUUGGAACAGGUGGAAAGACAGAGGCAAGAUGCGGAAAAGCAGAGGCAAGAUGCGGAGCAGCAGCGGAAAGAACUUAUGAAGAUCCUGACGGAGCAGCAGAAGCAGAGUAAAGAGCAGAUGGCUCAGCAGGAGGAACAAAUCAAGUUGCUAAAGCGAUUGCUUGACCGACAGUGA